AUGAGGAAAACCUCAGAGGAUUGUCUCACUUUGUCUCCAGACUGGAAAGUAGAAGAUGAGGACAUCACACAGUAUAGUCCUGGAGAAAACCCGGCUCCCUCCAAUGUCCAUCCGGCACCACCCAGUGUAGAUGGACCAUUGGAUUCCUCGUCUCCUGAGGAACCUCAUACUGUGCGGGACCAGGCUGGCCUUCCAACAGAGAAGAGGUUCUCCUGCACUGAGUGCGGGAAGAGGUUCCAUUAUAAAUCCCGACUUAAUGUACAUAAAAUAACUCACACGGAGGAGAAGCCACAUUCCUGUCCUGAGUGCGGGAAAUGGUUCAGUUUUUAUAAACACCAGAGAUUGCACACGGGGGAGAAGCCAUACUCCUGUCCUGAGUGCGGGAAAUGUUUUUCAAAGAAGUUCAAUCUGUGCACACACCAGAGAUUGCACACAGGGGAGAAGCCGUAUUCUUGUCCUAAGUGCGGGAAAUGUUUUUCACAGAAGUCCAGUGUUAACAAACAUCAAAGGUUGCACACUGGGGAGAAGCCGUAUUCCUGUCUUGAGUGCGGGAAAUGUUUUUCAGAUAAGUCCAGUUAUUAUAAACACCAGAGAUGUCACACAGGGGAGAAGCCAUAUUCCUGUCCUGAGUGCAGGAAAUGUUUUUCAGUGAAGUCCAGUCUCAACAAACACCAGAGGAUAGGUGCGAAACCAUAUUCCUGUCCUGAGUGUGGGAAGUGUUUCCGUUUUAAAUCCAAACUUGAGGUGCAUAAAAGAUCUCACACAGGAGAGAAGCCAUAUUCUUGUCUGGAGUGCGGGAAAUGUUUUACACAGAAGUCUGUUCUUAACAAACAUCAGAGGUCACACACAGGAGAGAAGCCAUAUUCCUGUUCUGAGUGCUGGAAAUCUUUUGUAGAAAAAUCAGAACUUGUCGCACAUCAGAGAUCUCACACAGGGGAGAAGCCGUAUUCCUGUCCUGAGUGCGGGAAAUGUUUCAGUUUGAAAACCACUCUUGAUUCUCAUAAAAGAACUCACACAGGUGAGAAGCCGUAUUGUUGUUCUGAGUGCGGGAAAAGUUUUUCACAGAAGUCCAAUCUUUCCAUGCAUCAGAGAUCUCACACGGGGGAAAAGCCGUAUUCCUGUCCUGAGUGCGGGAAAAGUUUUUCACUAAAGUCUCAUCUUUCAGUACAUCAGAGAACUCACACGGGAGAGAAGAAAUAUUCCUGUUCUGAGUGUGGGAAAUGUUUUUCAAGGAAGUGCACUCUUUCAAUACAUCAGAGAUUUCAUACGGGAGAGAAGCCUUAUUUAUGUAUUGAGUGCGGAAAAUGUUUUGUACAGAAAUCACUUCUUAUUACACAUCAAAGAUCUCACAUGGGAGAAAAGCCUUACUCAUGUCCUGAGUGCGGGAAAUGCUUCCGUUAUAAAUCCAGUCUUAAUGAGCAUAAACGAUCUCACACUGGUGAGAAGCUGUAUUCUUGUCCCGAGUGCGGGAAACAUUUUUCACAAAAGUCCAAUCUUUGCAUACAUAAGAGGACUCACACAGGGGAAAAGCCAUAUUCCUGUCCUGAGUGCGGGAAAUGUUUUUCAAUAAAAUCACAUUUUGUUGUACAUCAGAGAUCUCACACGGGGGAAAAGCCGUAUUCCUGUCCUGAGUGCGGGAAAUGUUUUUCACAGAAGUCCAAUCUCACCUUGCAUCAGAGAUUGCACACGGGGGAGAAACCGUAUUCCUGUACUGAGUGUGGGAAAAAGUUCUCACUAAAAUCACCUUUUAUUUUACAUCAGAGGUCCCACACUGGGGAAAAGCCGUAUUCCUGUCCUGAGUGCGGGAAAUGUUUUUCACAAAAAUCCAAUCUUUCCAGACAUCAGAGAUCUCACACGGGGGAGAAGCCGUAUGCUUGUCCUGAGUGUGGGAAAUGUUUUACACAGAAGUCCAGUCUUUACAGCCAUCAGAGAUCUCACACAGGGGAGAAGCCGUAUUCCUGUUCUGAGUGUGGGAAAUGUUUUUUCAGGAGAACAAAUCUUUACAGACAUCAGAAAUUGCACACGGGCGAGAAGCCGUAUUCCUGCUCCGAGUGCGGAAAAUGUUAUACACGAAAAACAGACCUUGUUAUACAUCAAAGAUCUCAUACGGGGGAGAGGCCGUAUUCCUGCCCUGAGUGCGGGAAAAGUUUUUCACAGAGAUCCCAUCUUAAUGCACAUGAGAGGUCUCACUCAGGCGAGAAGCCGUAUUCCUGUCCUGAGUGCGGGAAAUGUUUUUCACAGAAGUCCAAUCUUACUGUACAUCAGAUAUGCCACACGACGAGGCAGAAGUUGUUUACCUGCCCUGUGUGCGGGAAAUGUUAUCUACGGAAAUCAGCACUUGUCAAGCAUCUAAAAAUCUCACACGGUGGGAAAACUGUAUUCCUGCUCUGA
Molecule: messenger RNA, 2391 nt
Organism: Staurois parvus
Lineage: Eukaryota; Metazoa; Chordata; Amphibia; Anura; Ranidae
Source: the annotation of a GenBank genome assembly